AUGGCUUACCUUCCAUCUUUUAUUUUGAGUGACGAAUCCAAAGAGCGCAUUACCAAGAUCUUCAACUUGUCGCAAACCGUUGCUCAUUACGGAUGGCUACCUUUUGUGCUAUACUUGGGGUGGGCCCACACCUCUAACAGACCAAACUUGUUUAGUCUUUUGAGUCCUUUGCCAAGCGUGUAA
Lachancea dasiensis is the source of this 183-nucleotide messenger RNA. NCBI's taxonomy places the organism in Eukaryota, Fungi, Ascomycota, Saccharomycetes, Saccharomycetales, Saccharomycetaceae. The record is from the annotation of a GenBank genome assembly.